Messenger RNA from Aspergillus pseudotamarii, 1671 nucleotides. RefSeq lists its product as uncharacterized. The record is from RefSeq and is a predicted model, not a curated record. The transcript has a single exon. NCBI's taxonomy places the organism in Eukaryota, Fungi, Ascomycota, Eurotiomycetes, Eurotiales, Aspergillaceae. Bases 1 to 1671 code for a protein of 556 amino acids.
AUGAAUCGUUCAAACACCUUAAGUCCAGCACGCGGCGGAGUCAAUCCCUUGACUGUGGACGCUGAUUUCGACUGGCGAACUACGGUUCCAUCAAUAUGGCAAGCCAUAACACCCAGUGCCAGGGCACAACGGAAUGGUAGUUUAGACUUGCACUCAACCAUCACCGGUGGUGUUUCCAAUGUGUCGCAUGAUCGACUGGGUAUGCCAGGUAACGGGAUCUUGAAGACCCCGGUCCACUUACUAACCUCGUUGAUCCAGUACUGGUUUCGCUACAUUUGUCAAAUGGGCUCCACAUUUGACUCGGAGGUCAAUUAUAACCGCCAAUUAGCUUGGAGUGUAUGGACCACGUCAGAGGCCGUUUUUUACACUAUGCAGGUCAUGUCCGCCGCCUGCCUUCUGGACAGCAUGCCUCAGCCCAGGGAGACCUUACCAUCCCUGACCGCACAGGCUACCACAGCCAUUGAUCAGGGCAUAUCUCAAGUAGUGGCUUCUCAGUCACCGAUAGUUACAGCGAAUGUAGUCUUCGCAGUGUUUGCAUUGGGUACCUCGUUGCAUUGGAGUACCCACGCAAUUCCAGAGCAUCUGUGGCUGGAAGCGGCUCGCAACUUGCUUUCCAUUUACAGAGUACAACUCUCGGCAACAGAAGCCUUGCUGCACGCAUAUUUCUGUCAGAAAUUAACCUCCUGGGAAAUGAUUCUCAGCUCAGUGGGCUGUGGCUCAAUCGCCGCCCAGGUUGAUAGGAUGCGAGGACAAUACAAAGCCAGAUUUCUUCAAGUGCUGCAUGUGCAGGACGGCAAUUGCAAUUCCCUCUGCAACAACACACUACCCGACGAUGCAGGGCAGGCCCUCUUAAGGACCGGGCCCAAUGCCUGGUGUGGCGUCUCGAAGGAGGUGGUCGAUGUCUUCGGACAGGUAUUGGCUUUGUGUCGCAAUGUGUGCCAGGAGACAAAGAACAACAAUCCCCUAGUGAUUCUUAUGAGACGCAGCUCGGCUUGUGACAUAUUCUUUGCGUGCGAUUUGCGGACAAACUUGCUAGCGAUGGAUUUCAGCACGCUCACCAUCAUGGAAGAGACACAAGGGUUUCCCGUCCAGACGCGGGACGAUAAUACGCCCAUCUCGCAUCUGCUACAAACAGCUGAAGCAUACCGCCAACCCGCACUGUUGCAGCUGCGCUUUACAUUUGGUGGUCUUUCUAUGAUACCUGAAGAAAGACAUGGUGACUUCAUUAUCACCGAUGCACUGCCGAAUGACGAAACAGCCGAUACCGCCGUGACUGAGCAGUCUCGCGCAGAGUUUCUGCUUACAUUACCCCUGCAACUUGUCGCAACUCUGGAGCAAAUCCCUGCGGAUUCGGGUUCUAAAUCGAUUCAUCACAUGCUUUACGUUUCCGAAGCCGCGGGCCUCAGAGUGGACACAUGUGCAGUACCACAAGGUGACCUUCAUGUGGCUGGAGCACCCCAAAGAGUUGCUAGGCUGUUCAGUGUCUCUACUUGGAACCACCUGCCUUGCAGAUGCAGCAGCGUUUGCGCGAUGCUGGAUGGCUGGUGUUGGCCCUGCCUGAAAACCCGUGUCAAUGCACCUCAACAUCGUCACUAUGUGCCCCAGAUACAUUCAUUCCGCAAUCGGGUUUGGGAGUAUCCAGAGCGAGACGCCUUAGUUGGGCCCGACUGA